This is a messenger RNA of Ostrea edulis (European flat oyster), 2320 nucleotides long. RefSeq lists its product as uncharacterized. Gene Ontology annotation, biological process: positive regulation of DNA-templated transcription. The record is from RefSeq and is a predicted model, not a curated record. Gene Ontology annotation, cellular component: nucleoplasm; chromatin. The transcript has 2 exons. Lineage: Eukaryota; Metazoa; Mollusca; Bivalvia; Ostreida; Ostreidae. Gene Ontology annotation, molecular function: zinc ion binding; protein binding; ubiquitin-protein transferase activity. Bases 321 to 1988 code for a protein of 555 amino acids.
UUGUUGCACAAAUCAAGACACUAAGCAUAAUUUGUAAUAACCUGAGAAAUUUCCUGUGUAUAUCAUAAAAAUAUACACAACAACUGAUCUCUUGGCCAGGUAAAUUCCAGGUAAAUAACAUUGACCAAGGAUAAGCUCCGCCCACAUUCAGUGAUCCGUGGAGCAACCGUACGGUGUUUUUUUUUUUGGUCUUUAAAUAGAUAGUGUAUACAGGCUGACGCACCGCACUGGUAUUUAAUCACAGGACUAGAUGGAAGGUCGAAUAACAGGGAGGCCAUGUUGAAUUUUCAGUGAACUCCUCAUGUGACCCGACAUCAGAAAUGGACCCGUUCCGCAGAACCGAUAUUAUCAUAUUGUGUGACCUCUGUAAAACUGCCCACCUACAGAGUCACUGUGAACGUUGUCAUAUAAAUCUAUGCCAGACCUGUGUUGGGAAGCACCUCUCGGAUUCGUCUAUAAGACACACAGUCGUGCCCUAUAAAUACAGAAAGUAUCUUAACUACUCAAAAUGUCCAGACCACGCCGAUGAACUCUGCAAACAUUACUGUGAGAAAUGCGACAUUCCUGUCUGUUCUGACUGCAUCUCCUCAGGUAAACAUGGAGGUCACGAUAUAUCAAAUAUUCUGGAAAAACACAGCUCUCAAACAGAAAGUGUACAAAAAGAUCUUGAAGAACUCGAGACAAGAAUUUACCCGCGAUAUGAAGAAAUGGCGUCCGAUGUCCAAACUGAGAAAGCCAAGUUAGAAAAAGAAUACGGAAAACUGACAACAAUUGCCGAUCAACAAGGAAAAAUCCUACACCGGGAGGUCACCGCCAUUGUCAACCAGCGAAAAUCCGACAUUCAGGAGAUGGAAAACAAACACCUAUCUACCCUGAAUAAAAAUACAGAUGAAAUCACACAGAAAAUUACUGAACUCAAACAGAUCAUUUCCAACUUGAAAUCAAUCCUAAAAUCAAAUGACGUCUCCUUAACCACUACUUACAAAUGUAGGAAUUCCGAAUUUAGAACAUUACCGUCAAAAGUUCCAAUUACAUUACCGAGUUUUACUCCUGAGAAAAUAAACAAAGAUCAGCUCAAUGAAAUGUUUGGUUCUCUAUCGCCAUUAUCAAUUAACACCGAACAUGGCGACACAAUGAAGUCAGCAGAAGCUGUAUCGUCUCCUCCAGUCAAACCAUUGCUUGAUGAACCGCGCCUCGCUGUCACCAUAAAAACUGGGUAUAUAUAUCUAACCAGUGUUAGCUGUCUGAAUGAAGAUCAAGUCUGGACACGCGGGGAUAACGAAAUCAUGAAGCUCCUCAACCUCCAGAGUAAACUACUGAUAUCAAUAAAAACCAAGUCAGGGAACAGACCGUGGGACAUAGCAGUGACACGGGACGGAGAUCUUGUUUAUACUGACAAUCAUAAUGACACUGUGAAUUUAGUAAAGAAUAAACAGAUACACACCGUGAUCACACUACAGGGGUGGGAACCUCGCAAUCUCUGCAGUACCGCAUCUGAUGAUCUCCUGGUUACCAUGAUCAGUGAUGAUAGAGAACAAUCCAAAAUCGUGCGUUACUCCGACUCCACAGAGAAACAAACCAUUCAGUUUGAUGAUCAGGGACGUGCUCUCUAUUCAUGUGAUCCCAUUAAAUACAUCAUUGAGAACAGGAACCUGGAUAUCUGUGUGGCUGAUAAUGGAGCUAGAGCAGAAGUGGUGGUCAAUCAGUCAGGAAAACUCCGAUUUAGAUACACUGGUCAUCCCUCUAAUACCAAGCAAGCAUUUACUCUACACGGCAUCGCUACAGACAGCCAGAGUCACAUCCUGGCUGCGGACUGUCAAAAUAACCGUAUCCACAUUCUAGAUCAGGACGGACAGUUCCUCCGUUACAUUCACUGUGAUUUAGUCACUCCUCACGGUUUAUGUGUGGACAUCAGAGACAACCUGUUUUUGGCUGAGAGUGACACCGCUAAAGUGAAGAAAAUCCAAUAUCUACAAACACAGUGUUAAUUACACAUCUCUAAAUUGUGUUAAUUACACAGCUCAACACAGUGCUAAUUACAUAUCUGAAAUAUGUUAAUUACACAUCUCAACAGAGUGAUAUUUACAGCAGCUUGUUAAUUGCACCUGUUUAUCAAUUUCAACCCUGUGAACAUUACAUUUCCGUGCUAAUUACAACCUUGUGUUAAUUACAGUAUUGUGUUUGUGAUGUGUAACAGGUACGUGUGUUUCUGAGUUUAACUGAUAGAACAUUACUCUAUCACUGCUGUUUAGUAAUUAUAUCUUACAAUAUCUGUAUUAUUAUAUUUAGUUGAAAAUCAAUAAACUUAGUAUACCAAUUU